AUGGCCCCCGACAUUGCUGAACAUCCCCUCGAAUCUGAGGUUCAGAGAGGUGGCCUGGGACAGCAGGCUGGGGACCCACAGAACCAAGGUGUGAACCCUGACCUGCCCGAUGCCAGUGCUAGCGUUCGAGUGGGGGCCUCAGCAGGGCGGCGAAGGGUGCAGGAGGUCAUCGUGGGGCUGGAGUGGCUGGCCUUUGCCUUCGAGAAGGACGUGGAGACGCAGAAGGGCACUGGACUGCUGAUUUUCAGGCCACAGACAGUGUGGCCGGGACCCCGGGUACCCCCCCUGCCACCCCCAGCUUCCUCUCAGCUGCUCACCAGGGAGGUGGAGGAGGAGUCGGGCAUAGCUCUGUGCACCUUCUUCACCAAAGGGCUCUGUGAGAAAGGGAAGCUGUGCCCGUUGCGGCACGACCGAGGCGGGGGCAGGGAGAAGCGGGUGGCGUGCAAGAAGGGUGACCAGUGCAAGUUCCUGCACCAGUACGAUGUUGCCAGGAUGCCCGAGGGCCACUUCUUCAAGUCCGGGGACUGCAACAAGGAACGUCCGUUCCUCCACGUGAAGCCGGCCUUCAAGACCCAGGACUGUCCGUGGUACGACCGAGGUUUCUGCAAGCACGAGCGUCUCAGCCCCUGA
Molecule: messenger RNA, 630 nt
Organism: Capra hircus (goat)
Lineage: Eukaryota; Metazoa; Chordata; Mammalia; Artiodactyla; Bovidae
Gene: CPSF4L
Product: cleavage and polyadenylation specific factor 4 like
Cellular component (GO): mRNA cleavage and polyadenylation specificity factor complex
Molecular function (GO): metal ion binding; RNA binding
Source: RefSeq, a predicted model, not a curated record